AUGUUAGCGAAAGCAGACGAAGAUGCAGGUUGCACUGAUGAUACACCAGCUGAUGAUAAACCACAGGAUGACAAACCACCAGGUAUCUUAUAAAUUUUUCUUCUUUUUAAUGUAGCUGUACUAAGAAAAAUAAUUCUACGUACAACUUGGCCAAACUAUACUGUAUUUACUACAGACCUAUAAAAAGCUCAAAAUCCGUAGCACAAGUAUAAUUAGCUGUCGUAUAAUUAGUUGUCUAAUUACACUUUGGCCAUGAUUUAUCGCAUGCCAAGUUUAAUUUGUUUAUAUUUAUUAACUAAUCAACUUUGCGCGUCACAGAGGACCCCUGUAAAGACCAGCACGAGAGAUGCAAGGACCACCAGCACGUGUGCGAGAUCGAUGUGAGUUUUUCUUAUUUUGGCAUUAUGAGUUUCACAAAAUAUCGCUAAUUUUAAGCUUUGUAGUAAAAGUGAAAUUUUUUUUGUAAAUUUCAUUUUUUUUAAAUUUCAAUUUUUUUUUCUAAUUUUACGUUUUUAUAAAAAUGUCUAAAAUGGUGGAAGUUUAACUUUUAAUUAUUGUUUUAAAAAUGUAAAAAACAUGAAAAAAACUUAAAACCGCCAAAGUGUGUUGUAAACAAGUUUAAAAUUAAAAAAUAGUAAUUACACAGUACCAUUAAAACACGUUGGAAAAAAGUAUAUCAUAUGCUAAAGAUAUUGUCAAUUAAGAUUGUAACAAUACAUUUGUCACACGUUUUUGAGUAGGCUAUUGGGAUAAAUUGGGAAACGGUAAGACUGUAGUAAAAAGCUUGAGUUAUGGUAUGGUAGGGCAACAACAUAAUAGGUCUAGAACGAAGGUGUAAGCAAUAAAAAAAAUUAACGUUUAUAUAUAUGAAGCAUAAAGUUUUAUUUUCUAGACCUAUCACAUAAUGAUGGUCCGAAAAUGCGCCACGACUUGCAACUUCUGCCAAGAAGCUCAAGCGAUGAAAGCUAAUUGUCACGACACUUUCCCGAGAUGUGGACCUCGGGCUGAUAUUUGCUAUCAUAAGGCAAGUUUUUUUAAAGUAGCUUUUAAUUUAAAAAAAAAUUAAGACAAUGCUAUAUUUAUCUUUGAAUUUUUAAAAAUGUUUUUUUAGACAUACUAUCGUAUGAUGUCGUCUGCCUGCGCUCAAACAUGUGGAUAUUGCUAA
Bursaphelenchus okinawaensis is the source of this 1165-nucleotide messenger RNA. The record is from the annotation of a GenBank genome assembly. Lineage: Eukaryota; Metazoa; Nematoda; Chromadorea; Rhabditida; Aphelenchoididae.